UUAAAUUCAACGAGUUAGUUUUAUUCUAAAUAAUUUUGGAGCAGUUCAGUGUUUAUAAAUUCCAGUAUCCCUACUUGUUAAACAUAAAUCCAGGUGGAGGCUGUUGUUCCUGUUCUAAGUUAUAAACAGUAGAACGAUAGAUUGAACGGAUAGCACCCUGUACGCUGCUGGGAAGUGACGGAAGAAAACAUCUUACUUCCCUGAUGCAUAUCUCGUGAUUGCAGAAUUCGAUCCAGUGAAAAAUGUAUUCUCCUGCGAAAGCAUGCAAUGUUUGCAAGAAAGACACACGUCGACAUUGAUUUUCACUUGUUAAGCAUUGGUAACAGGGAAGGCUGGAAGAAGUGGGAGUUAUUACUUCCUAAAAUUAUCAAGUAUAUUGAUAGGCCAUACAAGGAAGAGCCCUCGAAAUCUGCGUUGAAACUUCUGAAGUCAUCUAACGUGAGUCAGUGUCAACAAAUCUGUUGUGUACUGCUUCUGUUGAACAACCAUCUAAGACCAACAAAAGUAACACGAACAUUCAAACCAUCGGUCUUAUUUGCACAAGAGGAGAUCAUUUCAUUUGCAGAGACGGAUGAGCAAGUCUACGAAAAAGUGAAAGCGCUAAAUGCCAUAAAUUCACGCUACGGAAUUCCUUCGAUAGCACGUAUCGUAGUACGAGGCAAAGACUUAACUUUGUUGGCUGGGAUAUUUGAAGUUCAUUACAACGAGACGAUUUACAAGCUUGAUUCUGCAGCGAAGGCGAUCGACGUGUUGGUGAAGUUGAACAGUGUCCUCGGACUGCCUUUUUCGCGGAUUUCCGGGUUGGUGUGGAACUUCAUCUGUUCAUUUGUAUACGAUCUACAAAUUCCUGAACAAUACGAGUCCAUCAUUAAGAUCAAACGCUAUUUGGAUUCGUAGUGAUAAUGUUUGCUUGUAUGAUUUCAGAAUGUUCAGAAACUUUUUCUUCGCCUUUUAUCUAUUUCGACCAUUUGAAUAGUAGUCAUAGAAUACCAAGACUGUAUAGUUAUAAAUGUACCUACCCAGAAUGUUAUCAGAAGCUGUCGAAUUUUUAUGUUUUUAAACGACAUGUGCUGGGACACAUUCAAUCUUCUUCAAAAACACUUGAAAAGGAAGAGAUAGCUGGAACUAGUAGCAAUAUUCAAGAACGAAAAAAACAUGAUCCUAAAAUUAAAGGGCACGAAAAUACUGAAGACGAUUUAGCCGAUGCAACACAAACUGAUGGAUUAGAAACACACGAGUUAAUUCACAAUCAAAAUUUGGUUAAGUUCGAACAUUCAGCUGUUGAUUUCACUUUGAGGCUCCACAGUGAAACAAAUAUCUCCCGUAGUGACGUAAAACUGAUACAAAGAGAAGCAAUUAAACUUAAUUCUGGCAUAGUAACUGAAAUUGAAAAACUUCUUCCUUACAUGAAUGCAAAUGAUCCUCAAACAGAAUUCGAAUUUCAAAGUUAUCUGGCAAAA
This is a messenger RNA of Armigeres subalbatus, 1460 nucleotides long. RefSeq lists its product as uncharacterized. The record is from RefSeq and is a predicted model, not a curated record. Bases 268 to 897 code for a protein of 209 amino acids. The transcript has 4 exons. Lineage: Eukaryota; Metazoa; Arthropoda; Insecta; Diptera; Culicidae.